Messenger RNA from Benincasa hispida (wax gourd), 1440 nucleotides. NCBI's taxonomy places the organism in Eukaryota, Viridiplantae, Streptophyta, Magnoliopsida, Cucurbitales, Cucurbitaceae. The record is from RefSeq and is a predicted model, not a curated record.
UACCUUAAAAAGUAUUUUUCUUCACUGGACUGAGGAUUGUAGAUAGUACAGUACAAUUGAUUAGACGGGGACUUUGGUAAUCCACCAAAGUUUAUAGACAGUAUAGGCAUGCAUUGUCCCCCGAUGAAUCAUGAAGCUUGUCGAAAAAGCACACGAGUUAAAGCAUAGAAGCCUCCACUUUCUAGCUAUUGGAAUCCAGAAGUGAAAUGUGAGUUCAUCCCUUUCUUCUACCUUUGGUGAUCAUAAGAUGUCGAAUGUCAUCCAUUUGCUAUUUAAUGAUGAGAUAACAAGAAGAGAUAGAUCAAGAAAAUGAAGGGAAGAUUGCUGAAGAAGAUGAAACUCUUUCCUUCCAUUAGCUCUUUAAAACAAGGCCUCUCUCUUCUGUCUGACCCCACUGAGAACACUUGUAGCCAAAUAUGUGAAACCCCACCAGUUUUAGAAGAACAAAUUUCCAAGAGCAGCAACUUCAGGGUGUCCCUGCCAGUAGUAGAAUGUUGCAUCAUAUCCCAACAUAUUAGAGAUCUAAAAGAUACAGAAGGUGAACUCGAAAUUAGUGUCAGCAACCAAAACCAUCUCGUUCCCUUCAUAAAGUCUGAAGAAAUAUUGGCUGCUAAACAUAAUACAGAGCCUCCAUGCCUAUCAGACAUGAUUACCAUGGAACCAAAUGGUGGGCACCAAGUGAAAGUGGGCAAUCGUCAAGAACAUUCAUCUUUGUUAGACUUUGAAGAGAGAUGCCCACCAGGAGGAAGUGAAUCUGUUAUAUUUUAUUCGACAAGCUUGAGAAGUAUUAGGAAAACGUUCGAAGAAUGCAACAGUAUUCGGUUCCUACUCGAAAGCUUCAAAGUGCUGUUCUUCGAGAGAGAUGUAUCGAUGCACUUGGAAUUCAGGGAGGAGCUGUGGGAAGUCUUGGGGGGCAGGGUGAUCCCGCCACGACUUUUUAUUAAGGGAAGGUACAUCGGAGGAGCAGACGAAGUGGUAGGCCUGCAUGAGCAAGGAAAACUAAGGAAAUUGCUGGAAGGCAUGCCAUUGGACUUGGCAAAUUCACCUUGCUCUUGCUGUGCAAACACCAGGUUUCUAGUGUGCCCAAGCUGCAAUGGCAGUUGCAAGGUUCUUAAAGAUGACAUCAACUACAACAACAUCAACAUCGACUUGUAUAAUAGAUGUACUGAUUGCAAUGAGAAUGGGUUAGCCAAAUGCCCCAUUUGCUGCUGAAAACACUAUAAUCUUCCUCAUGUAACAACACUCACUGUCUACUUCUAUGUAAGUCAAUAUCUUCUCUCUUAAAAUUUUCUGUUUAUUAGCUAGCUUUUAGAACUCGACGGCCGUGCUAUGUUCGAAGUCUCAACCGCCGUUGUAGUUUUUAUGUAGUUUUUCCUAGUAGACCAUUUGUAUUCCUGCAAAUCAAUGAAUUUCUAGCUACCAAAGCUACAUUUGAUCCUA